Vicia villosa (hairy vetch) is the source of this 951-nucleotide messenger RNA. Its product is annotated as F-box/kelch-repeat protein At3g06240-like. Lineage: Eukaryota; Viridiplantae; Streptophyta; Magnoliopsida; Fabales; Fabaceae. The coding region runs from base 1 to 951 and encodes 316 amino acids. The transcript has 2 exons. The record is from RefSeq and is a predicted model, not a curated record.
AUGGAAUCUUUAUAUACACAACCUCAAAGAGUUGUAUUGUGGAACCCAACCACCGAAGAAUUCAAGAUCAUUCCUCCCAGCUUGCGUGUGCCACGUCUCAUUGAAUCUUCUCCCCAUGAUGAUGAAUGGCCAGAGUUUUAUGUUCAUGGAUUUGGUUAUGACCAAGUUAACAAUGACUAUAAGGUGGUUCGUUGUGUACAAAUUCCUCUAACUCAUUAUCUACACAUCUUUUGGGAGAUAUAUAGCUUAAGAAAUAAUUGUUGGAGUGAACUUAAAUUUAAGAUGCCUGCUUCUUAUUCGGAUCGUCAGGAUCUCUAUGUGUACACCGACGGAACAUGUCAUUGGUUGUUUGUACGUUAUAAAGGUUAUAAAGAUAGACUAUGUUUAAUAUCAUUUUAUUUAAACAAUGAAGUCUUCAAUAAAACAUAUAUACCUUACAUGGAUGAAACUUUUGAUCUAGAAGGAGAAGGGAUACAACUGAUUGUGUUACAAAUGUUCAUUGGCUUAAUAUCAUAUCAUAAGUCUACGACUACACUUCACAUAUCAAUUUUAGGUGAAAUCGGCGUGAAGAAGUCAUGGACCGAACUUAUUGUUAUUGGGAUGACACCUAGUCUUAUGCAUCCUAUCAGGGCGAAAAAGAAUGAAGAAAUAACAAACAAUAAGCUAACCUGGUUUGACCAUUUAAUUACUCAUAUAUUUGAGAAGCUUGAAGGUAAACAACAUAAUUCUCUAGUAUAUUAUGAGAAAAACUAUUCACCAACAGCAGGAAUGGACCUCAUUGUUCGUAGACCUCCAAUUAUCAAUGUAUACGUUAGGCGUAAGCGCAAGGUCGAUUUAAUUAGUCCUAAAUUAUAUACGAAUGAAGUUGAGCUUGAUAUUGAUAAGAGAGAGGAUGAAGAAGAAUUGGAAGAGGGAGGUGGAGAUAUCGACAAGGAUGAUGAGGAUGAAUAA